Molecule: messenger RNA, 426 nt
Organism: Labrus mixtus (cuckoo wrasse)
Lineage: Eukaryota; Metazoa; Chordata; Actinopteri; Labriformes; Labridae
Product: deleted in lung and esophageal cancer protein 1 homolog
Exons: 2
Coding region: 121-426 (101 amino acids)
Source: RefSeq, a predicted model, not a curated record
UCCUUGUCAGUAAAAUCCAAUCCUGCCCGGACCACCAUCGCCUACACCCUGCAUGUGUCCAGGGAGCCUCAGGAUGACGGAUAUAGUUUAAUUCCUGGUCCGGAGAAGUCUGUGCAAGAAAUGAGCGAGUCAAAUAUCACUCUGCCAUUUGAAUCCUGCUCAGAUACCCCAGAGUGGAGCAAAACUCCCAAAGAGAAGCCAAACCAGACCAAACCCAGACCAAAGUGGAAGGGUGAACCAAGCGCAAAGGAUCGAGAGGAGGGAAGGGAAAAACUACAAAAGCUUAAAGAGCAACACAGCUUCCUGCGUAAUCCUCGCUUUCUUCCUCCAAAUGCACAGCAGGGGGGCACGUCUCUCAUCCGGCCCAGAACCAAAGUCGGGAAAAAGGUGCACAUGGGGAAAAAGAUGGAAGAGCACAGGUACUAG